Molecule: messenger RNA, 1151 nt
Organism: Dentiscutata erythropus
Lineage: Eukaryota; Fungi; Glomeromycota; Glomeromycetes; Diversisporales; Gigasporaceae
Source: the annotation of a GenBank genome assembly
ACAAAAAUCGUGAUAACUCUUUUUAUUGGUGCUAUAAAUAUAAAGAUUCUCAUAAUUGCAAAGUAAGAGCAGUUACAAUUUUAGAAGGCCAAAGUCAUGUCUUAAAAAAGUUUAGUAAGCAUAACCAUGCACCAGAACCAAGUCAUGCUGAUGUAAUUCAAGCAUUAAAUAAUAUGAGAGAAAUAGUAUCCCAAAGCCGUGAAAGACCAUCUCAAAUAAUCUAUGAUAUAACAAUUAAUAUGCCUGAAGAUUCUUUUUAUUAUAUGCCUAAUAAUGAGGCAUUACGCAAGCAGAUUUCAUCACUUCAAGAAAUAGAUGUUCCCAAUCAAUUACAAGUAACUAUGAGAGGAGAACAAUUUUUAGCUAGAGAAAUAAAUCUUAAUAAUGAAAAAAUUAUGAUUUUUUGCACUAGUAAUAACUUACUUUAUUUUGAGGAAGCAAAUUAUUGGUUGAUAGACGGUAUCUUCAAAACUGUACCUACACUUUUUCGUCAAUUAUAUACUAUCCAUGCCCCAGUUGGAGGUGAAACUAAUUUUUGUGUUUUUCCUUUAGUUUAUAUUUUAAUGACCAACCAAUUAGAAGAGAGUUAUAAACAAGUAUUUCAAGAAUUAUUAAAUUUGAGUAAAGAAGCAAGUUAUAACUUAAAUCCACCUGUAAUUAUAACUUAUUUUGAACAGUCAGUUAUUAAUGCUGUUCAGAUUAAGUUUCCUAAUUCUGUACAUAAAGGUUGUUUCUUUUAUAUGUGUCAAAAUUUUUGGAGAAAAAUUCAAGUUGAAGGAUUGGCAAUUGAAUAUGGCAAUAAUAAAAGUUUUAGUUUUAGAUUAUGUCAUUUAGUAGCUCUCGCUUUUCUUCCUUAUUUGGAGAUUUUAGCUGCAUUUGAUAUAAUUAAACCUUUAAUGCCUUCUAAUACUAUUGAAAUUAGCAAUAUUGUAGAAAAAGCUCAUCUUGGUACUUAUACAAUUAUUGAGGAGAUACGUAAAGAACAACAACAAGUUGAUAUGCAAAUUGAACAUGUAUUACAUGGUAAACUUCGUCCAACUCAACAUAAAUACUUAGUUGAUCAUAAAAAAAGAAUUAUAUUAGUUUUUAAUAAUCAUGAUACUUAUACAGUUGUUGAUUUUUUAAGAGGUAUCACACAUAAUAUUUCUUAA